Prunus avium (sweet cherry) is the source of this 1323-nucleotide messenger RNA. The record is from RefSeq and is a predicted model, not a curated record. Lineage: Eukaryota; Viridiplantae; Streptophyta; Magnoliopsida; Rosales; Rosaceae.
AAAUUCAACUUCUUCACAUCCUGCAAAACGAGUUCCUCGUUUUCCAUCCCCUGCUAUAAUCUCCGAGUUUUCAAUGUAAAUUCUUCAGGUUGUCACUCUCCGAUCUUAGAAGACGAAGCAUCCACCACUUUGCCAGUCAUUGAAUUGGACCUGAAGUUUCCAGAUCCCCAAGAAGAAUUUUCAACCCCGGGUGCUGAUAACUUGAACGAUUUUGUAUGUGGGUUGUUUCAAGAUCGUCAGACUGAAGAAUUUGCCUAUGAACAGUAUGAGAAAGCGAAAAAGAAGAGGCCAGAAUUCAUACCAAACAAAUCAACAUUUGAUCAUCUAAUAAGGUAUUUGAUACGUUCCAAGAAAUGGGGUUCAAUGCUUUCAGUUUGUGAUGAUUUUAAGAAUUACCAUGUACUGCCUGAUAGUUAUACUUGCUCUAGGCUGAUCGCUAGCUGCAUUAGAGCUAGAAAAUUCAAAAUGGUUAGGACUUUGCUUGAAGUAUUUAAGGCUGAUGAUGAUGUUGCUGUCCCGGCCUUUGAUUCGGCAAUGAGAGGCUAUAAUGAGCUUCAUAUGUUCAAAAGUACAAUUUCUCUGUUUGAACGAAUGAAAUCUAAUGGAAUUGUUCCAAAUUCUGGAUGUUAUUGCCGGAUCAUGGAAGCUUAUUUCAAGAAAGGCGACAGUAGAAAAGUUGUUGAAUUGUUUCAUGAAUUAGGAAGUAGGCAAUUGGAUUUGACCCCAUUUUCAACUCAAAUAUACGGAAUUCUAUGUGAGUCACUGACCAAAUUGGGACAGCCUUUUGAAGCUCUGGAAGUUUUUAGAAGUAGGACAAAGGAAGGAAUUUCUUUAGACUCUUCAAAGAUCUACUCUGUGUUGAUUAGCUCAUUCGCGAGCAUCCGAGAAGUGGAGGUGGCUGAAGAGCUUUUUGAGGAAGCGGAGACCAAGAAAAUGUUGAGGGAUCCGUCUGUAUUUUUAGGACUUAUAUCAAUGUAUGUGGAAACAGGGUUGACACAGAAAACUCUUGGAGUAGUUAAGGCGAUGAAGGGUGCAAAUAUCAGAGUUUCGGACAAUAUAUGCUGCGCAGUUGUUAGUGGCUUCUCCAGGAAAAACAGGUUGCUGACUGCGGUAAAAGUUUUCAAAGAUUUGGUGCUAAUGGGAUGUGAGCCAGGACAAGUGACAUACGCGUCGAUUAUCAAUGUAUAUUGUCGUCUGGGGCUUCACUCCAAGGCUGAAAUGGUUUUUAGAGAGAUGGAGGAAAAGGGGUUUGAUAAAUGUGUAGUGGCUUAUUCUAGCAUGGUUGUAAUGUAUGGGAAAACAGGAAGGCCAAGAGAUGCAAUG